UUUCUUCUUCGUAGAUCUCUCUAUCGAAUUCGCAACAAUUCCGAACCCAUGGCGUCGACGGAAGAGCCCAUCGCUUCGAUCAUCAUGGAGGAGCCUGUCCCGAAGGAGCCGGCAACCGCUGACCUUCCACCGGUGGCUGAGGAUGAGCUUGCUCAGCCCGAUCCCAACCCUACCAAGGAAGCCAAACCUAGGAAAUGUGAUGUUGCCAAGAAGGCCACACAUCUUUCCUACGAAGAGAUGGUGAAGGAUGCGAUUGUGACGCUAAAGGAGAAGAGCGGUUCCAGCCAGUACGCAAUUGCGAAGUUUCUAGAGAAGAAGCACAAGCAGCUUCCAUCGAACUUCAAGAAGCUUUUGUUGUUCCAUUUGAAGAAGCUUGUUGCUGCUGGGAAACUUGUUAGGGUGAAAAACUCCUUCAAGCUUCCGUCGGUGAAGUCCUCCGUCGCUGCUUCCAGGCCGGCGGCGGCAAAGAAGAAGCUUGCAGUUGCCGAACCCAAGCCCAAGGCUAGGGCCAAGCCGGCGGCAUCUAAGGCGAAACCUGCUCCCAAGCCGAAGGCAGCGACUAAGACCACUGCCGCAACAUCCAAGGCAAAGCCUGUCACGGCGGCCAAGUCUAAGGCGAAGCCAGCUGCUAAGGCGAAGCCGAUGGCUAAGACCAAGGCAGUUGCUCCUGCUAAGGCGAAAGCUUCUCCGACUAAGACUAAGGCUGAGGCGAAGUAUAAGUCGGCGCCUCGUAUGAAUGAGAAGCCUCCUGUUCCGAAGGUGAAGCCUGCCGCUAAGGCGAAGCCCGCGGCGAGACCUGCAAAGGCGGCGAGGACCUCGACAAGAACAACCACCGAGAAGAAAGCGCCUCCUCCUCCAAAACCUGCACCGAAGAAGGCUGCUACGCCUGUGAAGAAGGCUCCGACGAAGAGUGCGAAGGCUAACACUGUGAAGUUGUCGGCGUAGAGGACUGUCCCGAAAAGGGGUGGGAGGCAGUGAAUGGUUGGAGCCUAGUGUUUGUAGGUUUAGUCUUGUAGUUCUCAGACCCUUUGGGUUGUAGUUGCAUCACAGGUGUUGAUGAAAAUCAACAUGUUUAAGAUUCCUAUGAAAACC
Molecule: messenger RNA, 1092 nt
Organism: Lotus japonicus
Lineage: Eukaryota; Viridiplantae; Streptophyta; Magnoliopsida; Fabales; Fabaceae
Product: histone H1-like
Exons: 1
Coding region: 49-945 (298 amino acids)
Biological process (GO): nucleosome assembly; negative regulation of DNA recombination; chromosome condensation
Cellular component (GO): nucleosome; nucleus
Molecular function (GO): nucleosomal DNA binding; double-stranded DNA binding; structural constituent of chromatin
Source: RefSeq, a predicted model, not a curated record